UGGACGGCCUUGCUGUCAGGAGGCUGACGUGAGGACGUGGAGCGAGGUGUGGGUGCUGUCCGGCUUUUCCUGCUGAGGUUUCUCAGGACCCCAGGCGCCUGGAGCCUUUGACCACUGCGGCCCUGCCUCUUCCGGGAGGUCUGGGGCUUCGACUGCUGGCACCGCGCCCUGCAAGUCCAAGGACACUGCUCUCAGAAGAUAAGAGCCUCUUUCUCAAGAUCAGUAAAGGUGAGGGGAGGGAUACCUGUGCAGGGAUCCUCGGGAGGGCAGAGCCGCACACCUGGACCUGAGGAGCUUGCUUCCUGGGAAGGCUCCCAUCUGAUGUGCAGGAGGCAGAACGUCAGACUGACUCUCCAAGGGGAGCCUGCAGGGCACCGAGACCAGCGCGCAGUAUCUCGCCCUCGACUACAAGGGCCCCUGUGCCGUCCUCUCUCUGCAAGUGAGAAGUUCGAGACUGUCCUACAAGAGGCAGCUUCCAGGGGCUUAAAGACGCAAAGGUUUGCACCUCAGGAGCCCCUUGGAAUGUUGACAACUCAGGACCUGAAAGACAGUUCUGUGUUACUGAGUUCCAGCAUUCACAUGGGAGUAAAUGUCACUGUAUAACCAGCCACACUGAGUGAGGAACACUAUGCAGGAAGAAGCCUUCCGUAGAAAGACAGGCAGGGAGAAGCUUAGGCCGACCUGCGCCCUCCCCAGCAGAGCCAGCCUGAGAGAAGCUGCCGUGAUGGCCAAAUGAAGGCGGGGCCGCCCAGCCCUGAGCUGUAGUCGAGCCCCCUCGGAGUCCCGAUACCAAAUAGGAAACAUGAUCUACAAGUGCCCCAUGUGCAGGGAGUUUUUCUCUGAGAGAGCAGAUCUAUUCAUGCACCAGAAAGUCCACACUGCCGAGAAGCCCCACAAGUGUGACAAGUGUGACAAGGGCUUCUUUCACAUAUCAGAGCUGCACAUUCACUGGAGAGACCACACAGGAGAGAAGGUCUAUAAGUGUGAUGAUUGCGGUAAGGAUUUUAGUACCACAACCAAACUCAACAGACACAAGAAAAUCCACACAGUAGAGAAACCCUAUAAAUGUUAUGAGUGUGGCAAAGCCUUCAAUUGGAGCUCACACCUUCAGAUUCACAUGAGAGUCCAUACAGGUGAGAAGCCCUAUGUCUGUAGUGAGUGCGGGAGGGGCUUCAGCAAUAGUUCCAACCUGUGCAUGCACCAGAGGGUCCACACCGGAGAGAAGCCCUUCAAGUGUGAAGAGUGCGGGAAGGCCUUCAGGCACACUUCCAGCCUCUGCAUGCACCAGAGGGUCCACACGGGAGAGAAGCCCUACAAGUGUUAUGAGUGUGGGAAGGCCUUCAGCCAGAGCUCGAGCCUCUGCAUCCACCAGAGAGUGCACACUGGGGAGAAGCCCUACAGGUGUUGUGGGUGUGGGAAGGCCUUCAGCCAGAGCUCCAGCCUCUGCAUCCACCAGAGAGUGCACACUGGGGAGAAGCCUUUUAAAUGCGACGAGUGUGGGAAGGCCUUCAGCCAGAGCACCAGCCUCUGCAUUCACCAGAGAGUGCACACAAAGGAAAGAAACCAUCUCAAAAUAUCAGUUAUAUAAAGCAUUUUGCUAAUAGUGAAAAAUCUUAAAACCCAUAAGUGCCACUAGGAAGGAAACCCUAUAAAUACCUGCAUUGACCCAAGAAAUUUUUACAGGAAGCCCCAGCAGAACAUUCUUUCUGAAGAGGCGUGCGGGAGGCUGAGUGUUUUCAUCCACGCCAAGGGUGCUCCACACCUUGACUUUGAGUCGAAUCCCUCCAGGUGUCUGCCCAAGAUGGGAUUUGAGGGCCCAUGUUUCCCCAUCUAUGAAAACGGGGGUGUGCAUUCCUGGGGCCCCGGCACGAUGCCUCGGUAGUUGCAUAUGACACAGGGAACCCUGGCCAACGCCCAGCCUCCCAGUCACCCUCUGGACGCUUCCCCAGCUGUAGCUGCCCAGCUGCUUCUUCGGGAGCUCAGCCCCUUCUCUUGAUUCAGGCAUAUCGGUUAAUCAGGCAUUUGGAACGGACAGCUCCCACCACGACAGCGCUCUGGUAUUUCUGAGGUUCCACUCGAUUCAGCCCCUGCCUACCUUUCCAUAGACCCCAUUAUUUCUGAACCCACUGCCUGUAUGUCCUCAGAAUACUCAUAAAUACCCACCCUUCCUAGAUGGCGUUAAAUUUCAUUUUAGGUUUUAGGUGACUCGGAAGUCCCACCAGUUGAUGAGGAAUCGCUGGCAGACACGUGCCCUCGAGCUGUUCUUUUAAUUUUGUGGAUUCUUCUAAUCACUGCGUUUCUGUUAGACUUACUCUUCUAGUGGCCGCAUCACAUGUUUUUCACUUGAAUUUUUGGCAGUAGCUGAAUGUAAAUAGCAGGAGGGAGAAGCACAGUUAGAACUUUCCUGCGUCCGAAGGCCCCCGGGCUCCUGUCACAGCGCCCCACCCUGCAGGCAGCCAGGAGGUGGCGGAGUCACUGGUGGUCUCUGGGGCGUGGCAGUUACGAGAGGCGUCCUCGCGGCCCUUCCGUGAGGGUUCCAUGUCAGUUCCUUUCUAGGCACGGUGUCCGUGCUGAUUGUCCUUCCCUUCAUUCAUCAAGUGUUGAUUGGACACCUCCCACGUCCGGGAAUACCACUGAGUGACAGACAGGGCCCCACUCACGGAGUUCACUCCUGGUGAAGGAGACAGGCGACAAGCAAGUAAACAAAUAACGUAGUUUGAGAUAGUGAUUAAGUGCUAUGAAGAAAAUAAACUAGGGUGAUGAGUUA
Molossus molossus (Pallas's mastiff bat) is the source of this 2767-nucleotide messenger RNA. RefSeq names its product zinc finger protein 664 (gene ZNF664). Bases 803 to 1588 code for a protein of 261 amino acids. Gene Ontology annotation, molecular function: DNA-binding transcription factor activity, RNA polymerase II-specific; RNA polymerase II cis-regulatory region sequence-specific DNA binding. Gene Ontology annotation, biological process: regulation of transcription by RNA polymerase II; central nervous system development. Lineage: Eukaryota; Metazoa; Chordata; Mammalia; Chiroptera; Molossidae. Gene Ontology annotation, cellular component: nucleus. The record is from RefSeq and is a predicted model, not a curated record. The transcript is spliced from 4 exons.